AUGUGUCCUGGCCUAUCUGAAGAUCUCCGACAGAUUGAUGACUCCAGGAAAACGGCCAUUAUCAACCGAGAGCUGAGAAGGCUUAACAUUGACAUUGCUGCCUUACAAGAAACCAGACUCCCAUCAAACGUGGAACCGCCUCAAAAGGGUACACCCAGAAUCCUGUCUCUUCGCCUCUCCACCUCCUCUGGGCAUGUCAACAUUCUGAGCAUCUAUGCUCCCACACUCAGCUCCACAGUGGAGACUAAGGAUACGUUCUAUGAGGUGCUUGAGACUACCAUCAGAGAGAUCCCAACCACAGAACAAGUAUAUCUGCUUGGGGAUUUAAACGCAAGAGUGGGAACUGACCAAGAAGCUUGGCCUCGCAACAUCGGCCACUUUGGCGUUGGGAAACUAAAUGAUAACGGUCAGCGACUUCUUGAGAUAUGCUCCUACUACGAUCUGUGCAUAACCAACACAUUCUUUGCCACAAAGCCCCAACACAGAGUCUCAUGGUGUCAUCCUAGAUCAAACCAUUGGCACCAACUGGACCUUGUGAUCACCAGAAGACGCUCACUGAACUGUGUCCUGACAACCCGCAGCUACCACAGUGCGGACUGCGAUACCGACCACUCACUCGUUGGCAGUAAGGUGCGUCUCCAGCCAAAAAGGAUUCAUCGCUCCAAACAGAAAGGACGUCCACGAAUAAACACAGCAAGGACAGCAAUGCCAGAUGUUUGCGCACGCUUUGUUGACUCUAUUGAAGAGGCCCUUCGUAACUGCCCCACCAGCAGUGCUGAUGAGAGGUGGAACUACAUUCGUGACGCCAUUUACACUUCAGCGAUGGACACUUUUGGCAAAAGAGUGAGACAAAACCCAGACUGGUUUGAAGCAGGAAUUACAGAACUCGAACCAGCAAUUACAGCCAAAAGAAACGCCCUGCUCAACUACAAACGUGGACCUUCAGAGAAGACACUUGCUGAACUCAGAAAGGCCAGAAAUGACGCCCAACGGAUAGCUCGACGCAGCGCAAAUGACUACUGGCUGAAUCUCUGUAAAGGUAUCCAGCACUCUGCUGACUGUGGUAACAUUCGCGCCAUGUACGAAGGCAUGAAGAAAGUUUUUGGUCCGAGCAUCAUCAAGACAGCGCCGCUGAAAACAGUCUCUGGUGACAUCAUCACUGACAGAGGAAAGCAGAUGGAGAGAUGGGCCGAACACUAUCAAGAGCUCUACUCAAGAGAAAAUGUCGUCAGUGUCACAGCUGUUGAGAAUACCAAUGUCCUACCAGCUAUGGAGGAACUUGAUGCUCCACCUUCAAUAGAUGAACUCAGUAAGGCCAUCAACUCCCUAGCCAGUGGGAAAGCCCCAGGUAGCGAUGGCAUUCCCCCAGAGGUCAUCAAAGCGGGCAAGAGUUCCACUCUGUUACAUCACCUGCACAAGCUGUUACUCCAGUGCUGGGAAGAAGGAACAAUUCCACAAGACAUGCGCAACGCUAGCAUCAUAACGCUCUACAAGAACAAAGGAGACCGCAGCGAUUGCAACAACUAUCGUGGAAUAUCCCUACUCAGCAUUGUUGGGAAGGCAUUCGCCCGAGUAGUGCUAAAUCGAUUGCGGAAACUAGCAGAACGAGUCUACCCGGAGGCGCAGUGCGGUUUUAGAGCAGAAAGGUCAACCAUCGACAUGGUUUUCUCAUUACGCCAAUUACAAGAAAAGUGUCGAGAACAGAGACGCCCAUUGUACAUUGCCUUUAUUGACUUAACCAAGGCAUUUGACCUGGUCAGUAGGCAAGGUCUCUUUACCCUGCUACAUAGGAUCGGAUGCCCUCCAAAGCUCCUGAGGAUAAUCUCGUCUUUCCAUGAAGACAUGCAAGGCACUGUCCAGUAUGAUGGUUCAUCCUCAGAUCCCUUCCCCAUCAAAAGCGGCGUAAAACAAGGAUGCGUACUUGCCCCAACGCUUUUUGGCAUAUUCUUUUCCCUGCUGCUGUCAUACGCAUUUGAUCAGUCAGAAGACGGCGUGUAUCUGCACACCAGAAGUGACACACCAGCAAAAACCAAGUGA
Saccostrea cuccullata (small rock oyster) is the source of this 2037-nucleotide messenger RNA. RefSeq lists its product as uncharacterized. The transcript has 2 exons. The coding region runs from base 1 to 2037 and encodes 678 amino acids. Lineage: Eukaryota; Metazoa; Mollusca; Bivalvia; Ostreida; Ostreidae. The record is from RefSeq and is a predicted model, not a curated record.